AUGUGCGUCUUUAACAUAGAAGGCAUAUUGCUUUCUUAGUUCAUGUUAACUAAUGAACCUUAUUGUAAAGUGUUCAUAAAAUGAUUAUAUGAGAAAUGAUUAUGCACACUCUAUGACACAUGUCACAUUGCACAUGGCUGUAAGUGUAGUAUUUGUAUCUACACUUUCCUCUACUUCAACUGCUAAGGUCAUUAUAUGGUUUCCUGUGGUCUAAUGUGUUACUUCCUAAUUCACCUAUAUCGUGUGAGUCUCAUCUCUUUUCUCACUGUCGCUGUAAUGGAGUUGUUCAUCUUCAUUUCUUUUCAGCUUCUAAUGGAGGUUCAGUCAUACAGAUCUCCUGCUGUAAAAGUAUUUCCAGAUGUGCUAAGCGAGUCCAGAUCAGUGAAGUUGACCUGUGAGACGCCAGCAAAUGUUACAGUGAAACAGUGUCAUUUCUACAGAAACAGUGAACAGAAGGAUAUUAAAGUCAUUCCAUCAUGUGAACUGGAGCUCACUGGUGUUGAAGUGCUCAGAUGGGCAGAUGUAAAAUCACCAGCAUCUGUCGACAUUUACUGCUUCUACAUAAUAACUGAGAACAGGAUUGAUAAACCAUCAUCUCAUUCUCCUGCGGCCACCGUGACGGUUCUAGGUUCACUUCAGAAACCCUUCAUCAGUGUCAGUGACAGUGAUGUCCAUAUCAUAGCCUGUGAAAUACCACUGUCUGUCAGAGCUGCUUUCACCUGUAGUCUCUACACUGGGAAUGUUCUUCUGCACACACGAGUCUCUAAGAAGAGUUCGUCUGGAGGAGAAUAUCAUCAUUGUGUGUUUUAUUUAACUCACAGUGAACUCUUCACACGAUCAGAGAACAGCAGAAAUCUGAGCUGUGAUUAUUACAUCAUCAACACUGAAACUGAGAUCAGAUCACCGCGCAGUGACACACACACCAUCAGAGGUCUUCCUCAGGCCAAGUUAACAGCAUCUGCUUCAGUUAUUGAGGAAACAGACACAGUUCAGCUGAGCUGUGAGAAUACUGAAUAUCUGAAAAUGGAGAUGUGUGUGUUUAACAUAAAUGGAAGAGAAAGUUUCUCAAAAGCGAGUUCAUCAUGUCAGCUCUCACUCACUGGAUCUCAGAUCAGUAUUUGGUCAGAAGGUUCAUCUGUGAGAAUAACCUGCUUCUACACUGUGAACAAGUCACAAGUUCUCGUGCCAUCUCCUCACUCCGAUCCAGUGACAAUAUCAAUCCAGAUGUCUACUGGCCAAACCUUUGCAACUGCCACAACAACAACAACUUCAACAGCGACCUCUACUGGUGAAACUUUGACAGCCAAGACAACUUCUUCAACAGCGACCUCUACCGGUGGAACUUUGACUGCCAAAAAAACUUCUGUUCCUCAUACUGAUCACAUUCACUCUGAAGGCUCAUGGCUUUUAGUAGUGCUGGUUUUCACUGGUAUUGGUUUAUUUCUGUCUGGACUCAUGGGAUUCAUCUGUCUCUGCCCCUUUGACAGUUCUGAUGACGCUCUCACAGAGGUGAUCUACAGCUCCUGCCAUGUGGAAACAACAUCUCUGUUAUGCUCCUCAAAACAUGGAUGAACCGUUUCAUUUCUUUACUUGUUGCACCUCUAAAGAGAAAAAUGAUUUGAACAGAGAAUGAUAUAGCCUUUAUGUGCACUAUAUAACUUAAUUCAUAUACUGAUCAGCAGGCCAGGGCAGAAUCUGGAGCUUUUUCACACAUUUUGAUUUUGAGAAAAAAUGAUUUUAUUGCUAAAAUGUACAGUAUGUUAAAUGUUGCUGAAGGCAUCUUCAAGUCAUCUAGACUUCAGUGAUGCAGAUCCAGUGUCAUUUGAAGCAUGAAAAACAGAAAAGUUGUAACACUUUUUUAAUCAACUAUUGAUUAUAACAUGCUACGGUUGAAAUGCAACUUUACUGUUAGCAAUCAAUUUAGCAAAAUUGGCAUAUAGUGCUCUACUUGUCAGGUUUGUAUAGUCACUGUAACAAAAUAUUGUAAUUUUACCUUUAAAAGACUAUAAAAAUUUAAUUAUUUCAUUAUAGUUCCACGAUUGCCCAAAUCAACCGCAUGACAAUGAUCACAUUUGUUUUGUGUUUAUUCGAAUACCCUCGGUCACUA
Messenger RNA from Pimephales promelas (fathead minnow), 2107 nucleotides. RefSeq lists its product as uncharacterized. NCBI's taxonomy places the organism in Eukaryota, Metazoa, Chordata, Actinopteri, Cypriniformes, Leuciscidae. The record is from RefSeq and is a predicted model, not a curated record.